This is a messenger RNA of Letharia lupina, 693 nucleotides long. RefSeq lists its product as uncharacterized. Bases 1 to 693 code for a protein of 230 amino acids. The record is from RefSeq and is a predicted model, not a curated record. The transcript is spliced from 2 exons. Lineage: Eukaryota; Fungi; Ascomycota; Lecanoromycetes; Lecanorales; Parmeliaceae.
AUGCCUAAACGCUCACGAGAAGAUUCCCCCUCGCCGACGACGACCUUUUCGCUUUCUCCAACACCGGAUCCUUCGUGUCCAGCCUCAACAGAUGCACCGGUGCACCCUUCAAAGUACAUACAGACAUCGGACGAGCGUUCUACACGAAGAGUUAUGAAAUGCUCCCUUCCACCCCACCAUGACACGAUAUCAUUCUCUACCUUCGAGGAAUUCGAGCUCCAUUACGCUAGAGAGCACGCACAUCGAUGUUCUGAAUGCCGGAAGAACUUCCCUACAGAGCACUUCCUAGGGCUACACAUUAGCGAGAAUCAUGAUCCUUUGACCGAAGCACGGAGAGCAAACGAAGAGAAGACGAAUUAUGAUUUCCAAAUCGUUAAUACAGGCAUUGACAAGCGUAGCUCCAUGCUGCGUUCCCGGCCAAGAAAGCAUAGCUCUGCUGCGUCCAGAGCUUUCCACCGCGAGCAACGUACUAACAGUACCGAGGCCUUUCAAGGUCACAAUCCUGACUCUGCAAAUACACUCGAAUCUUCAGCGGCAGAGACUAGCAAAGGAAGCAGUGGAAGACUAGGUCAUUCGCCUUCUCUUCCAGCGGACGUCGAUGAACUCGUGUCGACGAUGUCCGCCCUUAAAUUUGUGCCCCCUAGCGUUCAUUUUGGACGAGGAGGGCGGCGAGGUGGCUUGAGUAGGUCAUGA